AUGGCUAGGGUGGCGGCGGUGGCCAUGUGCGCGCUGUUAGCGCUGGUGGUGGUCGGUCCGCCGUCGGUGGCAGCACAGGACUGCGAUGCGGGAAAGUUGAUCGUGUGCGCGGCGGCGAUCAUCGGCGGGGCGGAGCCGUCGGCGUCGUGCUGCACGAACCUGAAGGCGCAGCGAGGCUGCCUCUGCAAGUACGCGAGCAACCCCGCGUAUUCCGGUUACAUCAACAGCCCCACCGCCCGCAAGACCCUCGCCUCCUGCGGCAUCCCCAUCCCGACCUGCCCGCAGUAG
Messenger RNA from Triticum turgidum subsp. durum (durum wheat), 288 nucleotides. The record is from the annotation of a GenBank genome assembly. Lineage: Eukaryota; Viridiplantae; Streptophyta; Magnoliopsida; Poales; Poaceae.